AUGUACUUGGACCACCACAAAGAGCACAGCUUCUUCGAUGCUUUGCUGUAUCAUCCGCUGAACGCCUUCGCCUGCGUGAACCUGCUCAUUCAGCUCGUGCUGGUCUACCUCGUGGUGCCGUGGGUGCGGCGCUCCAGCCAAAAGCAGAAAGCAGAGGAGUUUCAGCAGAAGACGGGCGGACUCAGCUUGGCGGAGGUCACUGCUGUGGCAACGCGUGUGUCGAUGGCGGUCGAGGAAAAGCAAGGAUCCAGCAGCAAGAUCCGCGCUCAAUCCGGUCUCAGGUCCAGCAUAUUCCACGACAUGCCAGACGACCUCGGUGAGGACAACUUUGUCGAAGUCCUGAAUGCUGUUGGAGAUACCUUCGAGGCGCUGCUCUUGGCAAGUCAGGCUGACAGCCCGCGGGUUCGCUGCGCUGUGCUGCGGGUUGCCAUCCAGCCCCUCUCUGAGGCUGGGCCCUCCAAGCUCCUGCAGCUGCUGCCACUCAUCCUUCCCCAGUUGCUUUUGGUGAAAGCCAAGGUGAUAAGUGCGGAGUCUUUGGCGGCCGUGGCCACGAGCCAGAGGGCCGGUGGUCUGAUCCGAGAAGUUUGCCAGAGUGCCUCCUAUGCCUCCUCCAGUAUGACGGGUACUACGGGUACUCAGAGUCAGAGCCUGAACUCGGAUCCUUUCAACGUGCGAGCAGAGGAGCUGGCCAUGCAGGACUGCUCUCUUGGAGUGGAGGUCCGCAGGAUGUGGUCGGAGCAGGAGCUCGUCCGGUCCUUCGGGGGCCGGAUGUCUCCGGGCACGCCUGAUGGCAUGUUCGAGACAUGGGACGGGCGGCUCACCUGUGUACAGGUCGUGCGUGUGCCACUCGUGAGGGAGGCUGACACCUCCGCAAUGCAGCAUACCCUGACUCAGACCAUCCUUGCCAAGGUUGUCAAGUCGCAGACAUGGCUGCGGUUUGCCCAUGUUAUGCCCCACGAUUUCAUCAUCUACUGCUGGUUACCAUAUCGCAUCCCGGACGAGGUGAGCCAGCACGUGGAUGUGUUGAUGUCAAAUCUUCGCAAGCUGGAUGCGCGCUUCUCCGUCAGACUCCGGCUUCCAGCGGAGCCAGAUGCCAUCUUCCCGGCGCUCUUCGCCAGCAACUACGAGGAGAGGCUGCGGCUGCGUAGCCGGAGCUUGUCAGAGACAGACGUGUCGACAUUCCUGGAGGGCGACCACCAAAACGAAGACGAUGAUGACGUCUGCGAGUGGGACAUCACUUGGAAUUGGUCUGAGGAGGGCGAUCCCGAGCUGGGCGAGGACGAGCCUUUGGGCUCACCGGACAGCCAGCCCAGCGAGGGUCAGGAGGAUCAGGUCUAUGCUGCAGAGCGGAAGGGCAGUUCUCCUCAAGACUCUCCUCUGGCAGAGCCAGAGGAAGUCGUCUUGGAGUGGACUUUGACAUGGGACGACAACGGGCUGCAUUGGCAUGUACAGAGCUGCGAAGCGCAGCACGGCCGCGGCAUCACCAAGUCUAGCGAUGUGAGCCGGCGCCGCAGGUCUUCUGGUGGGCGAAGCUUCUCUGCAGUUCCUUCGGGCACGAAGCAGGCUGCCUUCAACAGGCGCGGAGGUUUGCAGAGCCAGGGAUCCCACCGCGCCUGGGCCAGUGCGGGUGCCUUCCUGGGCGCUGGCUGCGCUCGUGCUUCCCGGUCUGGGCGCCGCAGCCUUCAGGCCAAGGACCAGGAGUUGGAUGGGGAUCCCACGGUGCCACAGGACGGCCCGGCGACAUCAGAAACCUUGGAGGAUGCCGAGGUUCCCUUCGCCGAAGCAAACCCGAUGGCGGCUGCGGAGGAAUUCGCUCCGAGUGAAGAGCUCUCAGAGACGGAGGCCUUUCUUGUCGAAGAGCUCGGCCUCACGCAGAAACAGAUGCGGAAGAUCCGCACCUUCUGGUCCUACAGCGGCGACAGGCUGCCACCACUGACACGGUGUCAGAUGAUUGCAGACUAUCUGCAGCAUGAUGUGGGCCUCAACCAGGAUCAGCUGUGCAGGACGAUUGCUGACUGCCCGGAGGCGCUCGAGGUGUUCUCUGUGGAGACUCUGAAGGAGAAGGUGCGCUUUCUUGAAGUCGAGGUGGGAGUGGAAGAACCGGACCUUCCAGAAGUUGUAGCGGCCUAUCCUCAGGUCCUCUCCAGGCCGAUCUUGACCACCCUCAGGCCUGCCUUGGAAUUUUGGAUGGGCCCGGCAAACGUGGAUCCCGAGGAGCUGCCGGCGCUGCUCAAGAGGCAUGCCAUGCAGAUGUGGAUGAGGCCAGAGGCUCUGAAGUUGAAGCUGCGCUUCGCGAAGGAGGUUAUGGGCCUGUCCUUGGCGAAGGUGCUGGCAUGCUCAACGCCCUUCUUCCGCCUCUCCAUGGAGAAGACUGUGGCUCCAAGGCACUUCUUCAGCAUCCAGCGGAAGGUCUCCGGCUUGAGUUUGGAAGACAAAGUCGGUGGCUCUGAUGCCGCGUUUUGCAAGAAGAUCGGUGCAAAGCCUGCCGAGUACAAAGAGUUUCUGGAACAGUGGCCCUUCAGUGAUCAGGCGCGAUCUCUGGCGUGGCUUCAACCUCCAAGGAAGAGGAGGUUUCGAAGCAACUGGAGUGGUCCGAGCCAAAGCCUCGGGCUACAUCCUGGAAGUGCCUCAGCAGUAGGAAGGCAAAACGUAAAGACGAGCGUAUAA
Molecule: messenger RNA, 2667 nt
Organism: Symbiodinium necroappetens
Lineage: Eukaryota; Dinophyceae; Suessiales; Symbiodiniaceae
Source: the annotation of a GenBank genome assembly